CUGAGCAAUUGCGAAAUUCACCAAAUGUCAUUCGACUUUUCAAAAUUCACCAAAUGCCACUGAGUUUUAACAAAAUUCACCGAGUGCCAUUACUGACUGACAGCCGUUAAUUGACCGUUAGUGACCCCACCACUUGCCACAUAUCACUUUUUGAUUGGUCCGUUUUUAAAAAAAAUAAAAAAAAAUUCCAAAAACAAACCAAAAUAUUAAAAAAAAAAUAAAAAAAACCCAAACCUCAAACCCCAGCCACCACCUCAGCAUCCACCAGCCCACCUGCAUCGGCGUGCCCCCCUCCCUUUCCCCUCCUCUUCCCCCGUCGCGCCACCCACCCUAGCCUAAACAGUCAGCUACCACCCCCUCCAUAACCACCACCUGGUCCGGCAUACCCCCACCCUACCCGUUCUCACCUAACCCACCCACCCAACCCCACCUGGUCCACCACCUCGAAACCCCCUCGCUCCGUCCUAGACAGUUGCGCACUCAGGUCAUCAAAACCAAGAGGCGCAUUCCCUUUUUCAGGCCGUUGAAUCGCAAGCGAGUCGGAGAAGAUGGAGCAGCACAACAACAUAUACAGCAGUCGGCGAGUCCAUUUCACCGAUUCCAAGCCUCGAUUCGACGCCUCUCCUGCCGACAACGACACCAAACCUCAGCCUGAUAAUCCAUCGGGAAAUCUGGAGCCGUUCAUGGGGGUUAAAGCUCGAAGGUUAGCUUCUUUUCACCAAACCAAACCACCUCAGAUAAUUCGUCGGGAAAGGGAGGGGGUAGGGUUUCGGGGUGGUGGAGGAUGGGAGGUGGGGUUUCAGGGUGUUGGAGGAAGGGGGUAAGGGUUUCGGUCGGAUUUUGAGUUUAAUGGGUGGGUGGUCGCGACGGGAGAGAGUAGGGGAAGGGGAGGGCUUCAAUGGUCACCGGCGCGCCUGCCGGUGAGGAUACAGGUCGCCGGCGGCAAGGGUUUCGGGGUUCGGCGGCAAGGAGGGGGUGGUGGUUGGGGUUUAGGUGGUUUUCUGUUUUUUUUUUUUUUUUUUUUUUUGGUUUUUUUAGUUUUUAUUUAUUUAUUUUUUAAUUUUUUUUAAAAAAAUGACUAAUCAUAAGGUAACACGUGGCAAGUGGUGGGUCAACUAACGGUCAACUAACAGCCGUUAGUCAUUAAUGACACUUGGUGAAUUUUUUUAAAACUCGGUGGCAUUUGGAGAAUUUUGAAAAGUUGGAUAGGUGAUUUUUUUUAAAACUCGGUGGCAUUUGGUGAAUUUCGCAAUUGCUCAGUGGCAUUUGGUGAAAUAACCGUAGAAAAUAUUGUAUGAGAAUAAUAAAAAGUAGAGAAUAUUGUAUGAAAAAGAGAAAAAGUAAGUAAUGAUUAUUUAGAUAUAUGUAUAUUUUGUAUGAGAAAGAUAAAAAGUAAGUAAUAAUUAUGUGCUAUUUUUAAGAGUAUGCACAAUAUUUUCGGACACCCAAAAAGGAAUAUAGACACGAAUUAUGGGACGAAAAGUAAUAAAGAAUGAAGAAAGUAAUUAAUUCCAAAAAAAAAAAAAAGUUGAUCCUCAUAGACGCUCACCAAUUUUUCUUCAACAUUAUUAAAUGUUGUUAAUUCGUCUUAGAGCAAAUAAAUUAAUGCAUAUAGUGAGCUAAACCCUUAAAUGACAUUUAUCAAAUAUGUAACCUAAGGUUGGAACUUGGAAGAGAUAAUCCUUUUUAUUAAAUGAAUCUUAACUUAAAAUAAGGAGAUUUUUCAAAUUGAUACUCCCUAGUGGUAAACUGGUAAUUGAUUUGAUGCAUGAUUUUGUCCUAAACUAUUUACUUCACUUACCCAAAAUUUAUUUACUACUUAAUCCACAUGGUUCUCUUUGAAAAAUACACAUGGUUGCUUAAAUUACAACCGAGGAAAAAGAAAAAAAACAAAACAAAACAAAAAAAGGGAAAAAAAAAAUGUAAAAUCCCAAAAUGAUUUGAUUAAUCAAAAGAAAAAAAAUUUGCAGAUCAAAGAAAGAGAAAGCAAGAGCGAAACCACUGCGGAUCACGACAGCUUCUCUAACCCACCAACCAAACUAUUCAUUUUUUUUCUCUCUCCUUCAACUCCAUUUCGAAAUCUUGCAUUUUAAGCUCAAAAUUCUACUGAACAAAAGCAGAAUACUCCAAUUGUCGGCAAGAGAAUUUCCUGCUUUGUUUUGUAACCCCAGAAAAAAAGUGAGAAAAAAAGGGUCAAUAUAGUCUUAUAGAGUCAAAUUUCAGUGUAUAAUUUGGAAAAAAAUUGAUUGAAUUUGUGCAAAAAUUGAGUGAGGGAGUUGAAAUUUGCUCAAAUGUUAGUCCAAGAUCGAAUACCCACAAAGGGUUCAGCUCAAAAUCCCCAAAAUUUGACGAAAUCCCAGGUGAGAAAUCUUCCAAGUUUACAUCCUAGUCGAUUUUCUGAGUCAAAAUCCCUAGAUUUUUCAACAUGGGUAUCUGAAAAUUUGUAUAAAAUAUUUGCAAUUUUAGUAUUACUUGCUACUGUUGCUGCUCUUUUCUUCCUUCGUAAUGUUGGUUAUAAUGCUGCACUUAUUUGCUUUGAAACCGAAGCUACUAAGGUUGAUACCAUACAUUUUCCUAAAAUUGAUUGGAAUUCUAUUAAACCCAACUUUGAUAAGGUCACCCCAUAUUCGAAUUUUCGGGCGGAGAAGUGGAUCAUUGUGUCUGUUUCGGAUUAUCCGAGCGAUUCGAUUAAGGGUUUUGUUAGGAUCAAAGGAUGGCAGGUCCUUGCAGUAGGAAAUGCUAGAACCCCUAAUGAUUGGAGCCUUAAGGGUGCUAUUUUUUUGUCUUUAGAUAUGCAAUCGAAAUUGGGUUUUCGGGUUUUGGAACAUUUGCCUUAUGAUUCAUAUGUUAGGAAAAGUGUUGGGUAUUUGUUUGCUAUUCAGCAUGGUGCUACUAGGAUUUUUGAUGCUGAUAAUAGAGGUGAAGUGAUAGAUGGGGAUUUAGGGAAGCAUUUUGAUGUGGAAUUAGUGGGGGAGCAGGCUAGGCAGGAGAUUAUAUUGCAGUAUACUCAUGAGGACCCGAACCGAACAGUUGUUAAUCCGUAUGUACAUUUCGGGCAACGGUCUGUUUGGCCUAGGGGAUUGCCUCUUGAAAAUGUGGGUGAAAUUGGGCAUGAGGAGUAUUACACUGAGGUAUUUGGUGGGAAACAGUUUAUUCAGCAGGGGAUCUCUAAUGGUCUUCCUGAUGUAGAUUCGGUUUUCUAUUUUACUAGGAAAUCAGGGUUGGAAGCAUACGAUAUUAGGUUUGAUGAGAAGGCUCCAAAGGUUGCCUUACCACAGGGUAUGAUGGUGCCUCUUAAUUCUUUUAAUACAUUGUAUCAUACUUCAGCAUUUUGGGGUUUGAUGCUUCCUGUUUCUGUCAGUACUAUGGCUUCUGACGUGUUGAGAGGUUACUGGGCUCAGAGGCUUUUGUGGGAGAUUGGAGGCUAUUUGGUUGUUUACCCUCCAACAGUUCAUAGACAUGAUAGAAUUGGAUCAUACCCUUUUGCGGAGGAAAAAGAUCUCCAUGUGAAUGUGGGUCGUCUGUCUAAGUUUCUGGUUUCCUGGAAAUCACACAAGAAUAGACUGUUCGAAAAAAUAUUAGAGUUGAGUUUUGCUAUGGCAGAAGAAAGAUUUUGGACUGAGAAAGAUGUGAAAUUUACCGCUGAUUGGCUCCAGGACUUGCUUUCUGUUGGAUACCAGCAGCCAAGGCUAAUGUCUUUAGAAAUCAAUCGGCCACGGGCAGCUAUUGGCCAUGGAGAUAGAAAGGAAUUUGUCCCUAGAAAGUUACCCUCUGUGCACCUUGGGGUUGAGGAGACAGGUAGUGUGAACUACGAAAUUGGGAACUUGAUUCGAUGGAGAAAAAACUUUGGAAAUAUCGUGCUAGUUAUGUUUUGCAGUGGCCCUGUUGAACGUUCUGCCUUGGAAUGGAGAUUGCUUUAUGGUCGAAUCUUCAAAACUGUCAUCAUUUUAUCGUCACAAAAGAAUGAAGAUCUUAUUGUUGAUCAAGCUCAGUUGGAUUAUGUGUACAAGCAGCUUCCUACGAUAAUGAACAGAUAUUCAAGUGCCGAAGGAUUUCUUUUUCUCCAAGAUAAUACCAUCCUUAACUACUGGAACCUAGUACAAGCUGACAAGACUAAGCUUUGGAUCACUAACAAGGUAUCAAAAUCAUGGACUCCUGUCUCAAACAACAAUGGUGAUUGGUUCUCCAAACAAGGAGAAAUGGUAAAGAAAGUUGUUGAGACAAUGCCAGCUCACUUCCAAGUAAAUUACAAGGAAGCUGCAAAGAGCAAUCAGGGCUUUGUGGUAUGCAGUUCAGAGCUAUUCUUUGUUCCGAGGAGUAAUGUAGAAGACUUCAUUGAUUUAAUUGCUUUAGUAGGCGACUUGGAAAUGCAUCACAAGGUUGCAAUACCCAUGUUCUUUCUGGCAAUGGAUUCCCCACAGAAUUUUGACCCGAUAUUCAGCACAAUGGUUUAUAAAAAGAAACCACCAUCAGGCAACACAACCUUGUAUUCUGCUCAAGCACCGGCCAUUCACCCCUGGAGUGUAUCAAGUGAACAAGAAUUUAUCAAGCUUAUUAGAGUAAUGGCUGCUGGAGAUCCUCUUCUGAUGGAAUUGGUUUGACGCGAAGAGCAUUUUUAUUCUUUUGCCAUUCAAGUCAGAAACAAGUAAAAACAGUAAGUAGAAAAGCAUAUGUAACACUGUCAAUGAACACUUCUGUUUUUUGUUCUUUUUCCUGCCCUCGAAGGGGGAGGAAUUUUUGUAAAUUUUUUUCCUUAUGAUUCAAAUUCAGUGAGUGAAUAUUCCAAAGGAAACAAGAGGAAUUCUGUUCAUUCUUUCUAA
Chenopodium quinoa (quinoa) is the source of this 4820-nucleotide messenger RNA. Its product is annotated as probable glycosyltransferase STELLO1. The transcript has 3 exons. The record is from RefSeq and is a predicted model, not a curated record. The coding region runs from base 2292 to 4601 and encodes 769 amino acids. NCBI's taxonomy places the organism in Eukaryota, Viridiplantae, Streptophyta, Magnoliopsida, Caryophyllales, Amaranthaceae.